Messenger RNA from Astyanax mexicanus (Mexican tetra), 2362 nucleotides. It is a transcript of the gene leo1, whose product is annotated as LEO1 homolog, Paf1/RNA polymerase II complex component. Gene Ontology annotation, molecular function: RNA polymerase II C-terminal domain phosphoserine binding. Gene Ontology annotation, cellular component: nucleus; Cdc73/Paf1 complex. Gene Ontology annotation, biological process: transcription elongation by RNA polymerase II; positive regulation of transcription elongation by RNA polymerase II. The coding region runs from base 48 to 2192 and encodes 714 amino acids. The transcript has 12 exons. The record is from RefSeq and is a predicted model, not a curated record. NCBI's taxonomy places the organism in Eukaryota, Metazoa, Chordata, Actinopteri, Characiformes, Acestrorhamphidae.
AGUGAGUUACCCGGAUGCUGUUUGUCGGUUAUUUACUGUGAGGAGAAAUGGCGGACAUGGAUGAGCUGUUCGGCAGUGAUGGGGAUAGCGAGGCGGAGCAGAGAGAAUCUGGUUCCGGUUCCGGUUCUGGUUCUGACUCGGAGCAGGAGAGACCCAGGUCUGCCAGCAACGGCUCUGGAAGCGAGAGUGAGAGGGAACGGGAUGAUGAUGAAGAUGAAGAAGGGCAUGAUGGUGGAAAGCCCAGCAAUAAAGAGCUCUUUGGGGAUGACAGUGAGGAUGAACGUGGCAGUCAGCACAGCGGCAGCGACAACGACAACCAGUCUGAGCACUCGGGCAACCAAUCGGACGCCAGCAUGCACUCUGACAACGAACACUCGGAGGCGGAGCAGCACAGUGGCUCUGAGGGGCACCAUGAGGAGGAAGAUGAUGAGGGUCACAGCCCCAGCCACAGGUCUGAUGCAGGAAGCCAUGUCUCGGGUGCAGGAAGCCAUGUCUCGGGUGCAGGAAGUCCUGCCUCGGGUGCAGGAAGUCCUGCCUCGGGUGCAGGAAGUCGCAGCUCACGUGCAGGAAGUCCCGCCUCAGGUGCAGGAAGUCCAGCUUCAGGAGUAGGCAGUCCCGCCUCAGGUGCAGGAAGCCAUGUCUCAGGAGCAGGAAGUCACGCAUCAGGAGCAGGAAGUCACGCUUCAGGAGCAGGAAGUCAUGUAGGAAGUCACGCCUCAGGAGCAGGAAGUCACAGAUCUGGGCGAGGAAGUGGAAGUCACAGAUCAGGAAGAGGAAGCGCGAGUCCCCGGUCUGACCCUGGCACCCCUCAGUCCGGCCCUGGGACGCCCCAUUCAGACGGAGAGGGCUCAGGGCGUGACGCCCAGUCAGGAGAUGAGAAAUGGGGUGGUGAGGGGAAGAGUGACCAAUCGGAUGAUGAGGAGAAGCCCCGGAACUCUGAUGAAGAGAGGGAUCAUUCCGACGAGGAAGUAAGACGUGGAAAUAAGACUGGUUCUCCUAAAGGCAGCGACAGCGAGGACGAUUUUGUGGGAAGGAGGAAAAAGAAAAUCGCUUCAGACUCUGACUCAGACAGUGACAUCGGGGGUCAAAGAGGGGGGAAGAAAACUGCAGCCGAUGACUUGUUUGGAGAAGCAGAUGACAUCUCCUCAGACAGUGAUGCUGAGAAACCCCCCACCCCGGGACAGCCAAUGGAUAAUGAGGAUGGUAUGGAGGGUGAACAGCAGGAGGAGGAGCCAGUUCCUGAGACUCGGAUAGAGGUGGAGAUUCCUAAAGUCAGCACUGACCUCGGCAGUGACCUUUACUUUGUUAAACUGCCCAACUUUCUCAGUGUGGAGCCCAGGCCGUUUGAUCCUCAGUACUAUGAGGAUGAGUUUGAGGAUGAGGAGAUGCUGGAUGAGGAAGGAAGAACGAGGCUGAAGCUGAAGGUGGAGAACACCAUCAGGUGGCGUGCUCGCAGAGACGAAGAGGGAAAUGAAAUCAAAGAGAGUAACGCACGCAUCGUCAAAUGGUCUGAUGGGAGCAUGUCCCUGCACCUGGGUAAUGAGGUGUUUGACGUGUAUAAAGCCCCUCUGCAGGGAGACCACAACCAUCUGUUCAUCCGACAGGGUACUGGACUGCAGGGCCAAGCAGUGUUCAAGACCAAACUCACCUUCAGGCCCCAUUCCACAGACAGCGCCACCCACAGGAAGAUGACCCUCUCUCUGGCUGAUCGAUGCUCCAAAACACAGAAGAUCAGAAUCCUGCCGAUGGCUGGCCGAGACCCCGAGUCACAGAGGAAUGAGAUGAUAAAGAAAGAGGAGGAGCGUUUGCGGGCCUCUAUCCGGCGUGAGUCGCAGCAGAGGCGGAUGCGGGAGAAGCAGCACCAGCGUGGUCUGAGCACCGGCUAUCUGGAGCCUGAUCGCUAUGAGGAGGACGAGGAAGGGGAGGAGUCAGUCAGCCUCGCCGCCAUCAAGAGCAAAUACAAAGGAGGAGGAGGACUGAGAGAGGAGAGAGCAAGGAUCUACUCGUCCGACAGCGAUGAGGGCUCUGACGAGGAUAAAGCUCAGCGGCUAAUGAAGGCCAAGAAGCUGGACAGUGAUGAGGAGGGAGAAAACUCGAGCAAGAGAAAGGCCGAGGAUGACGAGGAGUCUUCCCCUAAGAAAGCAAAGAAAUAUGUCAUCAGUGAUGAAGAGGAGGAAGAAGAGGACGACUAGAGAUGUUCUUUUAUUAAGCUGUUAUUUUUUCUGUUGUCUUUUUUGUACUGUUCUGUGAUGAUAGAUUGUUUUUGGGCCAGACUGUAACCAGUAGCUGCUGGUUUGUAUAUUUUUUAAAGAAGCUUCUGUGCUGUAAAGCGGCAGAAGAGAAUAAAGCUGACCUCACAUAA